Notolabrus celidotus (New Zealand spotty) is the source of this 4927-nucleotide messenger RNA. RefSeq names its product solute carrier family 35 member E1 (gene slc35e1). Bases 97 to 1245 code for a protein of 382 amino acids. Gene Ontology annotation, molecular function: antiporter activity. Gene Ontology annotation, cellular component: Golgi apparatus. The transcript has 6 exons. NCBI's taxonomy places the organism in Eukaryota, Metazoa, Chordata, Actinopteri, Labriformes, Labridae. The record is from RefSeq and is a predicted model, not a curated record.
UCUUCUUCUUCUUCGUUGGUAUUUGACGCUCGGAGCGGUCCCUCCCCCGGUGGUACGGACUCUCUCUCCCGGUGCCUCGUCACUCCGCGCUGGAAGAUGGCUGCGGCGGACCGGCCCCCGGUCAGGGAAGGGAUCCGGAUCUUCUUGCUGUGUGUGUGUUGGUACACGGUCAGCUCGGGGGGCAACAUCGUCAACAAGAUCAUCCUGAACGGGUUCCCGUACCCGGUCACGGUCUCUCUGUUCCACAUCAUCUCCAUCGUCGUGUUCCUCCCGCCGCUGCUGCGGGCAUGGGGAGUCCCAAAAUCCGAGCUGCCGAGCAGGUACUACCGCUGGUACAUCCUGCCUCUCGCCUUCGGGAAGUACUUCGCCUCAGUGACGGCUCACUUCAGCAUCUGGAAGGUCCCCGUGUCAUACGCGCACACCGUCAAAGCCACGAUGCCGAUAUGGGUCGUGCUGCUAUCAAGAAUAAUCAUGAGGGAGAAGCAAACCACAAAGGUCUACGUGUCGCUCAUCCCCAUCAUCGGAGGAGUGCUGCUGGCCACGGUGACCGAGCUCUCCUUUGAUGUCUCGGGACUGAUCAGUGCUCUGGCCGCCACGCUCUGCUUCUCUCUGCAGAACAUUUUCUCCAAAAAGGUGCUGCGUGACACGAGGAUCCACCACCUGAGGCUGCUCAACAUCCUGGGCUUCAACGCCGUGAUCUUCAUGCUGCCCACCUGGGUCCUGGUGGACCUGUCUGUGUUCCUCGUGAACGGAGACCUGUCCGAAGUCUCAGAGUGGACGAGCACCUUCCUCCUCCUCCUCAUCAGCGGUUUCUGCAACUUUGCGCAGAACGUCAUCGCCUUCAGCGUGCUCAACCUGGUCAGCCCGCUCAGCUACGCCGUCGCCAACGCCACCAAGAGGAUCAUGGUCAUUAGCAUCUCGCUGCUAAUGCUGCGCAACCCGGUGACGCUCACCAACGUGAUGGGUAUGAUGACGGCUAUUGUGGGGGUCUUCCUCUACAACAAGGUGAGUGACCAGGCCAAGUACGACUCCAACCAUCAGAAGAAACUGCUCCCAAGCGCCAAGCAGGACCUGAUGUCCUUCGACAACCCGGCGCUGGAGAAGAUCCAGCCCAACGGGUCAGUGCCUUUCCCCCACGGCUCAGAGCAGCAGCACAACUGGAACAACGUGCUCACCGACCACUUCCAGUACAGCCGGCAGGCCUACACGACAAACUACAGCGGCAACCACCAGUACGUGGUGUAAAGCAGGAGCGCGUCCUCGCUCAGGCUCGCCGUCAUAGACGUUACCGUGUGUGUUCGGGGUCUCUCUGCCACCACACACCAGACUGAAGACAAGUGCUGUUAGCUGGGGGCUUCGGAAGAAUGAGACGAGUCCCUCUUUACGGGCCGGUGACGUGACCUCUCCCACAAUCCUCCCCGUGUGAACUUCACUCUCUGUACGCCGUUAUUUAUUUAUUCCUUUGGUACGAACUGUUUGGGAUCAUCCGAGACAGAAACCUUAAAUCAGCUGAUUUCAAACUCUGAGGACAAAUUCAGACGUUUCACCCGACACGUAAAGAGCCACAGCGGGCGGACAGUCAGAGGUCGAUUCUUCACUUUCAGACGACGGAGGUCAGCUGUAGUUAUUUACUUAACAAGAGUCAUGAUUCAUGUGAGGAAGGACGCUCAGAGGAGGGGGGCCUUCACAUUCAGGUUUCUGGGAUCGUCUCUGUUCUUCAUCAGGCAUCGUGACGACAUGACGAACAUGACUCUGUUAAACGAGUCCUGUUACGCUUAAAGCUAGUAAAGAUCACUUCCUGGUUCAGGUGCCUGAUGGAGAAACAUUUCCAGAUUCCAAAAACAUCCAUGCAAAACAAACAUGCUGUAAACGUAUUGCUUACACAGAUCAGUGAAACUUCUGCUGCUGUCAUGAAUCGUUCUUUUCUGCACACACACACACACACACACACACACACACACACACACACACACACACACACACACACACACACACACACACACACACACACACACACACACACACACACACACACAGAGCCCAGAGUCUUUGAUCUGAAACAACCCGUCAGUAAAACACAGAGUGAGACGAGUUCUGUCACAGAACAGUCGGUGACCUCCCACAGAUCGCUCCUGAAAUGAUCCGCCGUGAAGCGUCCUCACAGUUCACGCCGCCGCCGCCGCGCUGAGAGCCGCGAGGAUGAUUCACGUCUCUUCAGGGCUUCUGUAAAAUGUACUUUAGAUGAUGAAGGCUUUAUUUUGCAGUCACAGAACGUAGCAGGAGAACCCGUUUAGAAUCCAAGGUCGUUUUUUAAACACUGAUUAUUAAUAUUUAUAGAUCUGCGAAGCUCCUCAGGCAGAGUGAGACCUCUCCUGUCGGCUGAUUCCGUUCAGCGUCAACCAAAGCUGCUUUCUUUUGUCUCUGCUUUGUUUUUCAAUCGAGGGCCCGGUUUGCACAUCAUGAAACAGCUUGUGACUCUUUCUACAUCUCUGGUGUUUGAUUAAAAGCCUGGUCGCUGCACGGAGGAGACAAAUCAACGUUUGGUUGGUGUGAUUAAAGAUGAAACUGUAACUCAAAGCAGACGAGAGGUUUCGUUCUCACUCGUGAUUCUGUGCUCUGAACUAAUUCUGCUUUAUUUUGAAAAGCCUUUUUUUUUUUACUACUCGAGGAACUGUUCAGACUCCUGCUUCUUCUCCCUCCAGGACAGCUUCUGCUUUCUCGGAUGCACACUGAGCAUCUCACCGCAGCAAUAUGAAGAUUUAGCAUUAAUUUGUGUGUGCAGCCCGACUGUGUCAGCGUCUGGAAUGAGCUCCUGCUUGUUUUAUUUUGUAGGGACAGUGCACAUCUAAUUGGUGCAGGAGUGCCAGUUGUAGCCGAUGAGCUUCUUUUUUUUUUUAAAGUCGUGGACGUCGGUGAGGAGAGAGUAUGCGGUUAAAUAUGCUAAUUGUAAUAUUUUUUUAGAGUACUAUUUUUGCCUUCUUUGACGAAAUCAUAACUCUGUCGUGAUAUUUGGUACGAAAAAAGAGAUAGUGUCUCUAUCAGUAACUGUCUGUUUCCCCUUUUGAUGAUUUUUGGAGACGUGGCGAGACGUGUGGACCGCCUCUCUCAAGCAGAGACGGAGGUAACAAGUCCCCGUUUUUUAGAAGAAGACAGACCGAUUUCAAAACGUCCUCCAAACUCUCAAAAGUCCAUUUUUUUGUUCAGCCUGUUUGUUCAUGCGUUCAUAUUUGUAUGCUGUGGCGCUGCAUGCUGUGGUGUUACACGGGACUUCCACCAGAUCCGUGUCCGGUCCGUCUCCGUAGCCUCUCGCCUGUCAACACCCACCGGUUGCGUUUUCAGAACUCAUUUCAGCUGGAGUCAUGUGACCGAGGUUUUCCCGCUGUAAUCACUGAAUCAAGGAUUCUCCUCCUCCUCCUCUCCUCAUCCAUGUUGUCUUUCUGGUCCUCUGAAAACCUCUGACCUGUUGACUCCAGGCCUGGCUCCACUCUAAAUUACAUUUUGUUGUUGUUGUAGUUAAGUGAAAUACGAUCUGGUGAUAACACAGAGUGUUUUAUUCUGAAAAUUAACCGGAUGUUUUCAUUUUGUUUUGGUGAAACCUGACUUCCUGUCCCGCUCCAUCUGCUCUGUUGAGAUUGAUGCGUCGAAGUCUUGUGUAUCUGAUCCGGAGGGGUCCAACCUGCUGGAUCAGAGACGCAGCCAGAACGCAACAGAGCGGAUCCAGUGGAAGUUAACACACUGAUUAGAAUAAAAACCUAUCAGAUCCGGUGCUGUGACGGAUCAGAGACGGAUCACAGUUUCCUGACACCACAGACCGCAGCUUUAAAAAGUGAAGGAGUGGAUUCAGCGUCCCUCAAACUUAUCAGCAAUCAAUUAAAUCAAUUAAAUCGAUCAAUGUCUGAAAGUUAAUCCAACACCACGUCUCUGUUUCCUGUUUUUAAAUCAUCCAUCACCGACGUUUUCUUCCCUCGACUUUGAAAUGUGAUGAACUUCAAUGUAGACAAUACUGCGCUCUGAAAACCUCUCUGGAUAUUUCACUGACAGCUUCAACUCUUCAUCCAAAACACAGACGUAUACGUUCCUGUAAGUCGUCAUCAGAAGGAGACUUUCAGAAUAAAAUGAUGCAGUAUUUCAAAAUAAAUUCAAGUCAGAUAGAAAACCAAGUCUGUCAGACUGGAGCAAUAAAUCAGAGGACAUUGCACGUCUCUUUUUAGGUUAAUGUGUUUGUGUAAGAAGUCAAUGAAGCUGCAGAGAAACAUCCAAACAAACUUCAACAGAGAAGUUUCUCAACACUUUCCUGAGAAAAGUCGACCGUCAGUCUCGGGUGUUUCCAAACUCCCCGGGUCGUAUCCGGACUUUCAACACGUAGAUGCAUCAUAGAAAACAACAACGAGCUCUGUUUGAAUCCGUUCACUCAAACCGUGCUCGAGCAGCUUCUCCUUCAUCUCCUCGUCUUUUUAUUUUCUCUUCUUCUGUCAUGUUGCCAAAAGCAGAGUCUGUAAUCUUUGUGGUGCUGAUGAGCUGCAGCACGGAGGCCUUGUUUGCAGGUGAGCAAGAUGUAAACAGUUCAUAAACGACGACGACGUGUUGUUGUUUAUGGAUUCUGAAAUGAUUGUUUAUUUGUGUACAGCGGGAGGAGAGAGCUCUAGAUUGAUUAAAGGAGUGAGCUGAUGUAAAUGACUGAAGGAGGAAGAGGAGGAUGAAGAGGAGGGGGGGGGUUACUUUGUUAAACUUGUACAAUUAUUAUUUUUGUGCGUCUUUAAAAGAUCUUCAGAGUUUUUACUUAACCGAUGUUUAUAGAUUUUUAUUUAUGUGUCCAGGUACAAAGAUGUUGUACAGAGGUGCAGCUUUGCACAGUCUCGUGUGCUUAUGUUUAGUAAAUGCUAUUUUUCAAUGUUGGGGGAAAAUAAAUGCAUCAUGGAAUACUGAA